UCACAGCCUGCAUUGUCGAAUUCUUUGUGGAAACAGCGAUGUCCUGAUAAUGGUAGUGAUGGUAGUAUGUAGUAUGUAACUAAUGUAACCGAACUGCAUUCCAAGAUCCGAUCAGCAGUGACGACAGUGAUGGUUUUCAGCCGAAUUCUGAGUUGUAUCGAUUGAAUUAUUCAUUAUGUUUAGCUCUCAUGUUGUGCUAAGAUUAUGAAACAUCUCUACAAUGUGGACCUCACGAAUAAUUUGAUCCUGGUUAUGGCCCUGCUGAUAGGUAGUAGAAUUCUUUAGCCUUCCCAGGUAAUGUCACGCCCAGUCAUCACUGGGGACAAGGUUUAGUGAAGACGUUAAACAAGACAGAUAGAACCACCAUGACUAAAUCACGUAAUACAGAGGAGAUUAACAGUGUGUUAGAGAGUGUUGAGAAGAUGGAAAUGAAAAUGUAAAAACACCACAACAGACAGACACACACACCUACACCCACACACACACAAAUAUAUAACCAAAAGAGGAAAUUACUUGUGAAAUUACUGAGGAAUAAAUUGGGCAACAGCAGCUAAGAGAACUCCAGUAGAACAUUUCAUAGUGUGCUGGAAAGGGGAAAUGAAGUGAAGCUUCAGUCCAUGAUGAAGAUCCUCCUCAUCUGCACCCUCUCUCUGAUCGCAGGUCCAGUGGGCUGCUCUGAUGUAAAGGGCUACUCGGGAGGAAGCGUCAUUAUAAUCUCUAAUCUAAAAUGGGAUUCAAGACAUAGUAAAUAUGUUUGUAAGGUGGGAAAAGAAGCCUGCAGAGAUUUAAUACAUUUUAACACCAAAGAGGACCAUGUUAUAGUAGAAAGAUUCAUGCUGUAUUCAAACACAAAAGGAUAUAUGACAGUGUUUAUCAGACAGCUGAAGCUACAAGACGCAGGAACAUACAGAAUAGGAGUAGAGACUGGGAAGAGCACUGAUGUAAACCUGGCAGUUGUUAAUGAUUCCUGUUGUUCUGGGCCAAAAAUAAUAAAUGCUUGUCUUGGACAAAAUACCAGCAUCAUCUGUAACUAUCCAGCAGUGUAUGAGAGAAACUCCAUGCAUAUCAUUAAACUCGAUAAUAACAGUGUUAUUAAACACAUUCUUAACACUCAGACAAAACCUCAGAACGGCAGAUUCUCCGUUUCCGAUGACAGAAGUGCUAAAGUUCUCAGUGUGAACGUCAGUGACAUGAGAGAAGCUGAUGAUGGAGUUUAUUUAUGUGGAGUGUAUAUCGGAGAGGGCUCAGUCCUGUUUUACUCCUUCUUCACAGAGAUCCAGCUACACAUUCCAGCAAUUCACAUGAUGACAUCAGCAGCACCAAAAGAAAUCCCAUCUGAUGCUGAAUGUUUCAGUUUCUUUGUCAUCAUCGGUGUGUGUGUCUGUGUGGCUCUGCUGCUGAUUGGAGGAUUUGCACUGAUGAUCUUCAAACUGAGACACAAGAGAACACACGAUUCAACACCUUCAUCCACAGACAAUGAAGAGGCUUCUUCUGAUUAUGAGAAUGACCUGGAUAAUUUACCCCCAUAUGAAAACUUGAACAGUGUAAUGAGAUUGAAUCAUCAGAAUCUGCAUUCAAUUACAAGCCAAUCAGAUUCAACAUACCAAACACUGGACCCCCGUACCAACCAAGCUGAUUCAGGCUACACAUCUCUGACUUACACCACCGACCAAUCAUAUUCACACUACCAAUGUCUGAAUCCUAGAACUCAGACUAACUCCGUUUACCACACCCUGUAUUCUUAAUGCUUACUUUUUUUUAUUUAUUCUUUUAAUUGUGAUGCAAAGUAAAAAUGUAAUUGUGGUGAAUUGCUGUGGUAAAAGAUUGGACAUGAUGUUAUUGGAAUAUAAUCACCUCAGGCUGGCAAUAGUAACUCCCUAUAAUUGAUUAUUUUCCAAUAACAGCUCGCUUCAUCGUGUUUUAUUCUGUACUU
Messenger RNA from Ictalurus furcatus (blue catfish), 1933 nucleotides. RefSeq names its product CMRF35-like molecule 8. Bases 618 to 1745 code for a protein of 375 amino acids. Lineage: Eukaryota; Metazoa; Chordata; Actinopteri; Siluriformes; Ictaluridae. The transcript has 7 exons. The record is from RefSeq and is a predicted model, not a curated record.